AUUGUAGAAAUGUCCUUGAAAAGGCUUGAUCGACAGAUAAUAAGGAUCAUCAUUUAUAAUACGUUUGCGUGACGUAGGACAAAUACUCACUCAGGACAGGUGUUACUAUGUCCUAUGUUUAGUUCUAAACGUAUGAAAAGUCGUAAGGAUCGAUUCUUUCGAGUGCUUGGUAACAUCAUAUUACGUUAUUUCUAAACAAAAAUCUAUUUCGAGCAUUAAGCUUGAACAGAACACAUGCGGUACAAUGUAGCUUCAUCAAGUGUUAAAAUGAUUAAUUUUCAUUGUUUUUUAUUUAUCAUAAUUAUCCUGAAUUCUUUUCACAUCGGACGAUCUUCGGAAACAACUAAGCAAGACAAGCUGAAUUCUGAGAAUAACAAAAAGAUGGCAAUUCCUUCGGUUUUAAAAGUUUCUUCGUGGGACGAUAUGCCGUUUUCCGGAAUAAUUCAAAAAAAUGGUGAAUGGAAAGGAAUAGGGUAUGCAUUUUAUAUUCUCGAUCUUUUGAGUGAUAAAUUAAAUUUCACGUACACUGUUGUACCACCGAAGCAACAAAUACUCGGAAACAAGUAUAAAGGAAUUGUGAGCAUGUUGUAUGAAAAGAAAGUAGACAUGAUCGCGGCGUUCGUGCCCAUAUUAGAAGACCUAAACAAAUAUUGUUUAUUCAGUACAACAUUGGACGAACUCGAAUUAACAGCUGUAAUGAAAAGACCUGAAGAAUCUGCAACUGGUUCUGGUCUUCUAGCACCAUUUGACAAUACCGUUUGGUUUUGCGUUCUUACAGCCGUUGUAAUCGUAGGACCGACGAUUUAUUUGUUUUCUUUAAUUAGGUUGAAACUUUGGAAAGGUACGGAAGGAGAAAAUUAUAAUUUACCAUCUUGCAUGUGGUUCGUCUACAGUGCAUUACUCAAACAAGGAUCAACGAUCGUCGCUCAAACAGAUUCAACAAGGAUGCUCUUCGCUACUUGGUGGAUUUUUAUAUUAAUUCUAACUUCAUUUUAUACCGCUAAUUUGACAGCAUUCCUUACGAAGCCACAAUUUACAUUACCAAUUAACAAUAUAAAAGAUAUAGUGAACAAAGGAUACAAAUGGGUCACUUUUAAAGGACGUGUGAUAGAUUAUCUUUUAUCUCAGCCUUAUGAAAAUGAAAUAACAUUGUUAAACCAAACCAAAUUUCAAGGAGAAUAUAUUAUGGUGUACAAAGAACCAACAAGUAUCAUUUUUGAUACCGUCGACAAUAAAAAGCUUUAUCUCGGAGAACGUCACUAUUUUCGAAAGUUAUUAUUCGAGGAUUAUAUCAAUAAGACUCGUCAAGGUUUAGAGCACAACAAACGUUGUACUUAUGUUAUCAUGCCAGGAAGUAUUCUUUCCAAAAAUCGGGCAUUCGCUUUUCCUUUGGAAUCGACUAUCGUGGAUGCUAUAAAUAAAGUGUUAUCUUCCCUGAUAGAAUCUGGUUUAAUAAAAUAUGUAAAAGAAAGGGAUCUUCCAUUGGCUAAUAUUUGUCCUGUGGAUCUUCAAUCGAUGGAAAGGCAACUGGGAAAUACUGAUUUAUUAUUGACUUACAAAGUUAUUAUAGCCGGAUAUAUUAUUGCAAUGAUCGUUUUCAUAAUAGAACUUAUCAUCAAAUAUAUUAAUUCUUGUACGAAGAAUAAGAAAAACGCGAAGCAAUUAUCAAAAGUUCCAAAACAAACUAUAAAGUACAAAGAAAAUUCAAAACCAUCUUCUUGGAGAUCACGAUUACCUUUGUACGCUACUACUAAUAAUAAUCAUUGGCGGGAUAAUAACGUUAGUGUAAUUAAGAAAAGCCCACCACCAUUGUAUCAAUAUAAUGCAGGGAAUACAUCUUUUAUGGGUAAACGACAUAACAUUAACGGACGUAAUUAUUACGUAGUCGUAGAUAGAAGCGGUGGACAGAGACUGAUACCUAUAAGGACGCCAUCAGCUUUUUUGUUUCAAUAUACUGCAUAAUAUAUAUAUAUAUAUAUAUAUAUUAUGCAUACAUAUACAUAUAUAUAUAUAUAUAUAUACAUGUAUAUAAUAUAUAUAUAAUUUUAUAAUUUUCA
Molecule: messenger RNA, 2057 nt
Organism: Vespa crabro (European hornet)
Lineage: Eukaryota; Metazoa; Arthropoda; Insecta; Hymenoptera; Vespidae
Gene: Ir76b
Product: glutamate receptor ionotropic, delta-2
Exons: 9
Coding region: 235-1962 (575 amino acids)
Cellular component (GO): membrane
Molecular function (GO): ligand-gated monoatomic ion channel activity
Source: RefSeq, a predicted model, not a curated record